Molecule: messenger RNA, 347 nt
Organism: Phanerochaete carnosa HHB-10118-sp
Lineage: Eukaryota; Fungi; Basidiomycota; Agaricomycetes; Polyporales; Phanerochaetaceae
Exons: 1
Coding region: 44-199 (51 amino acids)
Source: RefSeq, a predicted model, not a curated record
CCAUGCAUGCAGAUUGACUGCACAGAGCACGAAGGAAGGCCAGAUGGCCACGCUCCAAGGCGACGCUUACGACACCCGGCCGACACCAUAUACACUGGCUGGAACUUCGUGCAGGGUACUAUGCACUUAUUUCCUGCGAAACACGCAUCAAACCUCGGUCUCGCCGAAGGCCGCACUCGGGCAAACAUACCGCGUUUGAGCAACGCGGUGAGCUCGCGCUGAAACUGCACUGGCUCAAUAACCCUGCACUGCCGGGGGCUGCAGACAGCACCUUCCUUGCCAACAGCGAGUGCUCCAGCUGAGCUACCGCUACUGACCAAAUGUCCUCUCCAACUGUCCUAGUUGUA